AUGUGGCUUGGCCGCCCUCGACCGAAAUCCACCAGCCCGCUUGUCUUCCUCUCCGCCCAUGGUCGUCUCCCGUCAGCGACCAGAUCCGAGGUUCGAUCGUCAGGUGUUGCUCCACCACGGGUUAAUGAGCCACAGACGAUGGUCUCUCGCUCGAUCUGUGAGUCGUCGCUAGUUCGAGCUGGGGUCGUUUCCUCCGGCGGCAGAAUCGCCGGUGAUGGGUUGAUCGGAAUUGUAAGCUGCGGCCAUUUUUUGCGGUGGUGGAAUUUUGGGGUGCUCCGCCAGGGGUUUGGGAUUUUAUUUUUGAGCCUCCAUUUUCGCUCUAUCCCUGUCGCGAGGGUACGUGCAGUAGAGAAAAGAGUAGAAAACACAGCAUAUUGCCAUGGGUAUGCCAAUUGCCGUGUAGAGAGCUUUCCCGAGCGACUUUGCGUUUUCUCGGUCGGCAUCGAUUCUUUUAGAGCCGUCCGAGUCUUUGUAAGGGGGUUUGAAGCCGUACGCGUGCUGGGCCAAAAACCCGACGACUGGGGGUGCGAACGAGGCCAGUACGGACUCAAACGACCUGUCCAGGGCGUAGAUGCUCGUCCGGGACCGCUUGGGGACUAUCUCUGCAAAUAUCGGGCUGCACGCAAUGUGUGA
Molecule: messenger RNA, 633 nt
Organism: Striga asiatica
Lineage: Eukaryota; Viridiplantae; Streptophyta; Magnoliopsida; Lamiales; Orobanchaceae
Source: the annotation of a GenBank genome assembly